Messenger RNA from Ipomoea nil (Japanese morning glory), 1898 nucleotides. Its product is annotated as BOI-related E3 ubiquitin-protein ligase 1-like. The transcript has 4 exons. Gene Ontology annotation, molecular function: ubiquitin-protein transferase activity. NCBI's taxonomy places the organism in Eukaryota, Viridiplantae, Streptophyta, Magnoliopsida, Solanales, Convolvulaceae. The coding region runs from base 523 to 1575 and encodes 350 amino acids. The record is from RefSeq and is a predicted model, not a curated record.
UAAAGAAAAGCCAAAGCCACGGGAAAGCAGAAGAAGAAGAAGAAGAAGAAGAAGAAGAAGAAGAAGAAGAAGAAGAAGAAUAAAAGGCAGUCCCCUCUCUCUUUCAUCUCUCUGUUCUUUUCUUGGACUCAUUUCAUCUCUCUCUCUCUCUCUCUCUCUCUGGAAGGAAGCAAAGAGAAAGAAAAGGCGAAAAUAAGGGAAGAUUUUGGGUGUGUUUUUAGGUGAGAAGCAGCUGGAAUGGUGUUGUUAAUGGUGGUGGUGACACUUUCUGGUUUUCCCAUUUGACUCAAAAGAUUCAUUCAUUCAUUCACUCACUCACUACAUAUAUAUCUAUAUCUAUAUAUAUAUAUACCCAUUCCUUUCUUCUUCUGCAACUAUAGUUUCUCUCUCUGGAAACCAAUAAAGAUUUGUGUGUGAUUCAUGCUGUUUAUGUGUAUCCCUUAACUAUUCACACCUCUAUUCACCUCCCAUUCCUUCAAUUCUAUUCCCAAUCCCAUAUAUAUCCUUUCUUAGCAUUUGGCAAUGGCGGUUCAAGCUCAACACCACCCUUCUAAUGUUCUCUUCUUAAACAGAAGUGGGGGUCAGGACGGUAAGGCGGCGGCUCCUCCGCUGGGGAACGAUUACUCCUUGCUGCACCCUUAUUCCGGCGGCGGCGGCGGCGGUGCUGGUGGGGGAACGUUUAUUGAUGAAACGGAAAUGCUGUUCAAUCACGGAGUUGAUGCGAAUUCGAGAAAGAGGGGGAGAGAGCAUACCAGUAGUACUACUGCGGCGGCGAUGAGUAACCCUAAUCCGAAUCCGAAUCCGAAUCCGCCAUUGAUUUCGUUGCAAUCUCAGCCGUCUCAGCUUAUCGAUCUCACGCAGCUGCACCCGAAUGUUGUGUCCACCGGCCUCCGAUUGGCCUUCACCGACCACCGGCAACACAACCACCACUCGCUUUCUCCUCAAUCCUCGCAAUCUUCGGUUUUCUUCUCGGUUUUGGCUGAGGAUUUGGGGACUCAUAUCAAGCAGCAGCGUGAUGAAAUCGAACAUUAUCUCCGAGCUCAGGGCGAGCAAUUGAGGCGGACAUUGGAGGAGAAGCGGCAGAGGCACUACCGUGCGCUGCUGGGAGCGGCGGAGGAGUCGUUGACGCGGCGGCUGAGGGAGAAAGAGACGGAGGUUGAUAAGGCCGCCCGGCGUAAUGUCGAGCUAGAGGCGCGGGCGGCGCAACUCGUAGCCGAGGCGCAGGCGUGGCAGGCCAGGGCUAGGGCACAGGAGUUGACGGCGGCGACGCUGCAGGCGCAGCUGCAGCAGGCGAUGGCAAGGCCAGGGUGCAGCACCGCUCACCAUCCGCCGGAGAGGAACGACGGCGGCACCGCCGCCGGCGAAGCGGAGGACGCCGAGUCCGCCUACAUUGACCCCGACCGAGUCGAAGUCUCCGCCGGCUCCAAUUGCCGGGCGUGCGGGAAGCGAGCGGCGUCGGUGGUUCUGUUGCCGUGCCGGCAUCUCUGCCUGUGCCGCCGCUGCGACGCCGCCGCUCAGGCUUGCCCACUUUGCCUUAGCUUUAGAAGCUCCAGCGUUGAAGUCUUCUUUUGCUAGAAGAAGCCCAAUCUCGGCCCAAAGCCCAAUCAUCUAUGGAAAAAUGAGACCCAAAACAAAAAGAAAUUUUAAAAUGCCAAAAAAAAAGUUUUAAAAGAAGAAAAAAAAUAAUAUAUAUUGGAUUCAAGUAUAUAUUUGUCUGAACUAAUUAACUUUAUUUUCUACUGCAUAUAUAAAAAAACAAAAACAAAAUUUCAGUGUUGAAAUUAUUAUUUUUGGAGGGUAAACUAUCUUGGAGGUAAUAUUGUACAUUGAAUGACAUUACCAUUUUGCCAUUUUGAAACAAAAUGAUUUUAUUUAUAUGUAAAUUCAUUGAUUUCUUA